GCUUAGGUCAGAAACCUCAGAUUGUUCUGGUUUGGCGCAUCGCCAAGCCCAUGCCGGGGAAGCGCUUCCAAAACGAAUUCAAGUGAAAGUGAAAUGAACAAACCGAAACUUUAUCAUCGCGCUAACGGUGUCCAACGGCGAGAUGCAAAGGAAAUUUUGGACGAGCAUGGCCAUCUUCUGCGUUGGAAAGAGACCAACGAAGAAUCAUUGCUGGACAUUGGCUGCGGGAGUGGUGAUGUGUUGAUUGAUUUUGUGAUGCCGAUCGUGCCGCAGAAGCUGGCUCGUGUUCUUGGAACAGACAUAUCAGAGCAAAUGGUUCGAUUCGCUAGAAAAGUGCAUUCCAGUACUGAGAACAUAUUUUUUGAUACAUUGGAUAUUGGAGGCGACAUAUCAGUGUUCUUGGAAAAGUGGGGUUGUUUCGAUCAUAUAACUUCAUUUUAUUGUCUACAUUGGGUACGAAGUCAAAGUUCCGCUUUUUCCAACAUCUAUAACCUUCUAACCCCAAACGGCGACUGUUUGCUGGGAUUCCUGGCUCGAAAUCCAAUUUUCAACAUUUAUGACCAACUUUCGCGCUCGAUCAAAUGGAGUGAAUAUAUGACGGACGUGGACAAAUAUAUCUCCCCAUAUCAGUACUGCGAGAAUCCUGCUGGCGAAAUCGAGGAAACGCUGUCCUCCGUUGGGUUCACCAAGUACAAAAUUCACAUAACGGACAAAAUCUACGUUUACGAGGGGAUCGAUAGCUUGAAAAAAGCUGUCCAAGCUGUCAAUCCAUUCAGCGAACGGAUGCCGAUGGAUUUGCAAGAGGAUUUCCUGAACGAUUAUAUUGGCAUUGUGCGCAGGAUGUCCCUCAGCGAAAAUGUUUGCGGAGACGAGAGUGAUUACAAAUUCAUCACUCCCUAUAAGUUGGUGGUGUUCCGCUUUUCCAACAUCUAUAACCUUCUAACCCCAAACGGCGACUGUUUGCUGGGAUUCCUGGCUCGAAAUCCAAUUUUCAACAUUUAUGACCAACUUUCGCGCUCGAUCAAAUGGAGUGAAUAUAUGACGGACGUGGACAAACAUAUCCCAUAUCAGUACUGCGAGAAUCCUGCUGGCGAAAUCGAGGAAACGCUGUCCUCCGUUGGGUUCACCAAGUACAAAAUUCACAUAACGGACAAAAUCUACAAAAAUAUCUUCCUCGUUGCAGAAGCUGUCCAAGCUGUCAAUCCAUUCAGCGAACGGAUGCCGAUGGAUUUGCAAGAGGAUUUCCUGAACGAUUAUAUUGGCAUUGUGCGCAGGAUGUCCCUCAGCGAAAAUUGUUGCGGAGACGAGAGUGAUUACAAAUUCAUCACUCCCUAUAAGUUGGUGGUGGUUUAUGCAAUAAAAUAGAAAGCAUGAUUUUUGAGCUGGCGUAAGCAUCGAUUGUAAUUUAUUCAAUAAUUGAUAGAAAGGAUUUUUUCAGAGAUUCUCAAUCUGCAAAUAAUUUUUAAUAUUUACGCAAUACUUAUUGAGUACAUUUUCGUCUCAACGGUGCUUCUAUCUUACGCUUUUAACACAUAUUAUUGAAAAAUAAGAAUUAAGAUUCAAGACCGAAUGUAAUAGAGCAAUACAUUUAGAAAUAUUUCAAUUGAUUUAUUUUCAGUAGGAACAUCAUACAAACAGUAAAGGACUAAUACACCUGUUUCGUUUACUUUCAAGAUUCUUAUUGUACAGGUGCGUUAGAUCCGUACUACGAAAUAUGAGUUAAUCUAAUACUUCAUAGCAUAUUUUCCAUAUGGUAUAUUAAAAUUCAUAAGUCCUUUUUAAUUUAAUAUCAACAUUUACUAUUUGAUGUGUUCUUAUUGGAGUUUAAGGAAAGGAAAGAAAGUGUGACAACACUUGAAUAUGGGCCUAAGUUGAUUUAUUCUUCGUCCCUUCAGGCAUUAUAUAAUGUUUGAUAAAAAAUGCAUAAAUGUCAAACUAAAGCUGCUAGCUAAUUCACCGAUUCGUUUGACUGUUGGCAAACAUUAUUACAAUUAGAUGAUUAUUUUACCCGUGGUAAAAAAUAGCCCUACUUCGACGCAUGGUUAGAUUUGGCCAUUUGUUUGGAGAAAAAAUGCGUGUUUGGUUGUUAUUUUAAUCAGAGAUUUUCCUGAUUGACAGAACAUAUUUUUGCAUAUAAACACUAAUAAAUGAUCAAUGGAAAAAUUAAAUACUAUCCGUAGAUAACACUUGUUUUUUUUCAUAACGCGCAACCAUAAAUCCAUAAAAUAGUUUGGAAACUCCUAUUUUAAAUAAUAUUUGGGUUCAUUACUCAACUAAAACAGCAAUUAAUAGGAAUGUAUGUCACGUUAGAUAUUAACAAGAAAAACAAAAAAAAAACAUUUCUCGUACAACAAAUUUGUACCGAACGGCAAUUAUUUCAUUCUAAAAUAAAACUUUUGGUAGCAGGCGCGGAGAUCUAUAGUGUGUCCUCGUGCGGUGUUGCAGCAAUCUUGCUCAUUCUGCAUUCUGGCGAUUUUAACGUUCCGCAGUGGGCAUCUAUCGUAUGUAUGCUUACUAGAGUGAUUCAAAUUUUGAAUUUUUAGAUGCUUAAACGAUUGCAUUUGCUAUUUAAAUAAUUCUCCUAAAUUCUUAAUGAAUUUGAAUGUAAUUAGAUUGUGCACACGUCAUUUCAAGUUUGUAUGUAAAUUAGUGUGUAAAUCGA
Messenger RNA from Armigeres subalbatus, 2662 nucleotides. It is a transcript of the gene jhamt, whose product is annotated as juvenile hormone acid O-methyltransferase. The record is from RefSeq and is a predicted model, not a curated record. Lineage: Eukaryota; Metazoa; Arthropoda; Insecta; Diptera; Culicidae.